Molecule: messenger RNA, 1292 nt
Organism: Solanum dulcamara
Lineage: Eukaryota; Viridiplantae; Streptophyta; Magnoliopsida; Solanales; Solanaceae
Product: putative cyclin-D7-1
Exons: 6
Coding region: 103-1059 (318 amino acids)
Biological process (GO): mitotic cell cycle phase transition; regulation of cyclin-dependent protein serine/threonine kinase activity
Cellular component (GO): nucleus; cytoplasm; cyclin-dependent protein kinase holoenzyme complex
Molecular function (GO): cyclin-dependent protein serine/threonine kinase regulator activity
Source: RefSeq, a predicted model, not a curated record
CAAACUAUUUUUGUACUCCAAAUGUUUCACUGACAAGCAGAAAUUAUAAGUCAUUCUUGGAAUAAUUAAAGAAUUGUACUUUUUUUUUUGGUCCACAAAAAAAUGGAUUGUUUGCUUUGUGAUGAAGUUUGGCUAGAAGAAGAAUUCAAUAAUGAUGUUGGAAAUUCUUGUUUUUUUAACUCAAAAGAAGAUUGUGAAGAAGCUUUUGAGAUUUUAUUAGACAAAGAGAUGACUUACAUGCCUAAAAUAGGCUAUGUCAAUUUCAUAAAAGAGAAUUGUUUUAUUGAGAAUGCAAGGUUCAAAGCUAUUCAUUGGCUUAUUAAGUCUCAAAGGCGGUUGAAUCUCUCAUUUGGAACUGUAUUUGGUGCUGCAAGUUACCUUGAUCGGUUUAUCUCUUUAAACAAGUGCCAUGGAUGGAGAUAUUGGAUGUUUGAGUUACUCUCAAUUGCAUGUUUGUCUGUGGCCUCCAAAUUCCAUGAAACAAGUCCCCCUCAAUUGCUUGAAUUACAGAUGGAAAGAGUUGAACAUUUGUUUGAAUCAACAGUGAUCCAACGUAUGGAAAUGACAUUAUUGGAGACUUUAAGAUGGAGAUUAAAUUCUACAACACCAUAUUCAUACAUUGAAUUAUUUCAAUAUUCACUUAAAUUAUCCCUCCUUCAAGAUAUCACUUCACCUGUCAAAGAUCUACUUCUUCGAAUUCUUUUAGAUGCUAAAUUCUUGGAGUUCAGGCCUUGUGUCAUUGCACAAUCUGUUGUUACCUGCAUUUCUGAAGAUUUGUCUCUACUAUUAAUAGAUGACUCUUGUUUCAAUAAUUUUACUAGACUCAUCCCUCAAGAUCAAAAGGAUGAUCUAAGCAAGUGUCAAAGAAUGAUGAUGAAUAAACAAUUUUUGAUUAAGGAAUUUCAAGAAUUGGUAAGAUGUGGAGGCUUUUAUUAUGGCCCUUCAAGUCCAGUAACUGUAUUGACAAUGGAACAACAUGACUUGUGUGAUUGCUGCCUCUUCAAUAUUUCUCAAGGGGACAUCAACUCUAAUGUUAAAAAACGUAAAAGGGAUCGUUGACGGAUGCGUCGGACGACCUCAAGUGAUUGAAAUUAUCCUAACUCUUUAUUUUUGAGGGUGAAUCUAUCAAAUUUGAUCAGCUCUAAUUUUAUGUUGUUGUAACUGAUAGCUCUUUUAAACAGUACGUACUUAGCUAGAAGUUUAGAUGAGGAUCAAGAUUAAUUAUUAUUAUUAUCAUUGUUCUACUGCUAAAUAGCGAAGCUUUUAGCAACACUAAUUUACGACUAUUAUUU